AUGUCAGAAAGACUUGAAAAAUUAGGAUAUUCUUUUAAUGAUUCUGGAAUACUUAUUGAUAAAAAUAAAAAAAAAUUUGUCUUUACUACACAAAAAGAAUAUGAAAUUUUGGGGGAAGCUAUAACUGAGUACGUCUAUGAAAUACUUGAAAAUACAUUUAAUUUUAAUAAGUUGUACUUUGAUGAUAGUAAUAUUGAGGAAAGUUCAUUUAUUUAUGCUUCUAAAAAUUAUAAAAAUUGCAGUGAAAUAGUUAUUUUUAUCAAUGGAAGUGGAGUUGUUCGUGCUGGUCAAUGGGCUCGAAGUAUUAUCAUUAAUGAAAAUAUAAAUUUAGGAACUCAAUUUGAGUAUUAUAAAAAAUUAUUAGUAAAUGAUAGGGGUAUUUUAGUUUUUAAUACUAAUGAUAAUACCUCAAAAAAUGGAAAUAUAAAAAUGAAUAGUGGAAAUGCUAUUGAACAUGCUUUGUUUGCUUAUGAAAAAUUUAUCAUUCCAUACAAUUUUUCUAAAAUAGUCAUUGUUGCACAUAGUUAUGGAGGAACAGUUACUCAAAAGUUGUUAGAAACAUUUAGUGAAUUCAAUAAAAAUAUUAAAUGCAUUGUGUUAACGGACGCUACAUUUAAUAGUAAAGAACUAUUAAAAAAGAAACUUCAAUAUGUUCCUCCAAUAAUAAAUUAUAUUAUUUCAAAUAAAAAGAUUGGAGAGAUAAUAAAAAAGGAUGAUUAUGUAGUAUAUGCCUCAGCUGGAACUGAUAAACAUGAAAGAUCUUCUGGUGUAUGUAUUGAGGCUGCUAUUCAUUAUAUAAAUUCUUAUUUAAACAAUAAUAUUAAAUAA
This is a messenger RNA of Strongyloides ratti, 828 nucleotides long. Its product is annotated as Protein FAM172A. Gene Ontology annotation, cellular component: nucleus. The coding region runs from base 1 to 828 and encodes 275 amino acids. The transcript has 2 exons. The record is from RefSeq and is a predicted model, not a curated record. Gene Ontology annotation, molecular function: siRNA binding. Gene Ontology annotation, biological process: regulatory ncRNA-mediated heterochromatin formation. NCBI's taxonomy places the organism in Eukaryota, Metazoa, Nematoda, Chromadorea, Rhabditida, Strongyloididae.